UGUUUAUCCGCCAUUUUGUUUUACUACCGUACGCGCAGCUCGCGGUGGUCACGGUGGUCAAGUUUUACGAUGAAUAUGAGUGAUUGAAGAAAAAUUAAGAUCUCAACGGCAUUGCUGCUUUAACGAUCUUCUGUGCGUUUAUGCUAUCGUGCUAUCGCUCGUGGAAUGUGAAAAUUGGAUCUCGCCGAGGCGACGCAGCGCAGUGAUGGCAAUACGCGAUAAGUUACGUCCGACCCAACUUUCCUGACUUUUGAGGCCAAAUGGCGAUUACCAAAUAAAACGGACGAUUCUCGCCUCGCUCGUCACGUAAGUUCACCCGGAACGCAUUUAUUGCGUGUGAAACGAUGAAAUUAGUCGGUGUUAACGUUCGGCACUUGCGAGAGACGGAGAGCGUCUCGUCGAUUGACAUGUUGCCCGUAGCUCUAUCAGCGUUCCCUUAAUUUUCAUGUGCACCGUUAUCCAAUACCGUUCCCCUUCCUAGAAUCGCGUCGUGUAAAAUUGUGUCGCGAGUAAAUCUAUUAAAUGCGUGUUCUGUAUUUCUGUUGAUCGACAUAUAUACAUAUAUGUGCACACAAGUGUACAUGUGUAUAUGUACAUAGCUGUGUGUAUAGAUAUGUUUGUUCUGGAAAGUGUUUCAGUUGCUAUUCUAAAGAGUGUACAGAUACUGGGAAAUGUCACGUCUUUUACCAAUGAGCGAAUGAAACAAGUUCUUAACCAGUCAUCUGCCCAUCAUAUAUAUUUUCUAAUAAAAUUAUGACACUGGUUUGUUACUUUGACAAAGAUUAAUUGUAUUCCUGUGCAUUCAUGACAAAUGGAAUAUUUAUUUUUCACGAUAUGUCGUAAUCAAUAACUGAACUUUUGUCUCAUCGAACCACGGUGUACAAAACAAUGUUGCGUUGCAGAAUGUCGGGCCAGAGCGGUGGACAUCGAACGCAUUUGGCCAAGCUUAACGACCAAUUGACAUGCAAAUUGUGUGGUGGAUAUUUCAUCGAUGCCACUACCAUUAUCGAAUGCUUACACUCGUUUUGCAGAAGUUGCAUCGUCAAGUAUCUGGAGGCUAACAAGUAUUGCCCGAUCUGCGACGUACAGGUUCACAAAAGUAGGCCACUGUUAAAUAUACGUCCCGAUCACACUUUGCAAGAUAUUGUGUAUAAACUAGUACCUGGAUGUUACCAAAAUGAGAUGCGAUGUCGGAGAGAAUUUUAUGCGAAACAUCCAGAAGUGUGCAGCCAGGUGAUGUCGCCGGAGGCUCGCGGGGAACCCAUAGAAUCGCACAUCUAUUCUCCAGAUGAAUCUCUCAGCUUGUCCUUGGAGUAUUUCAACCCUCACGCAAAAGAUUUAAAUGAAACGGACGUCAUUGAGGACGAUAAAUCUCUUUUAAGGCGAUACCUGCGGUGCCCAGCGGCGGUUACAGUAUUUCAUUUACAAAAAUUAAUAAGAGCCAAGCAUGGCCUGAGCGAUGCACACAGAGUUGAUAUAAUGUACAAAGAGGAACCGUUGUGUAGUAGUUAUACGUUAAUGGAUGUAAUGUACAUCUAUCACUGGAGGCGGAAAGUGCCACUACAUCUGAGCUACAGAAUAUUCGAAUCGUCCCUAAAACGCAUAAAAUUAUCGGAGGACAAUGCCAACUACACAAAAUCGUUGACAAACGCCGACAUCGAGUCCAUGGAGUUGAAGGAUGAGAAAUCGUUGAAACGUGAGUGGAAGGAGGUGCAGUUAAAGAUAUCGGAGACCGGUGUGAUGAGCAUAACCGAUAUAUCGAACACGGUGCACAAGCGGGAUGCGGAAAUCGAGAAUCGGGACGAGAAAACUUCGAAGGAGACUAUCACCUCGUACAUAGCGGUGGACAAAACGGACUCGCUGGUAGAGAAGUGCGGUAUCUCCAAGUCUGCGGAGACCGUGCAGUCUAUUCUUGCAGUCAUUGACACGAAAAGCCCGAUGUUUCCCGACACCAGCGAUGCAUCUGUCGUCAAAUCGGAAAAUGCCUCGAAGUGCUGUGCGUCGUUGAUCGCUCAGCAGAACGGAAGCACGACGACGAAGCAGACGAACGAAAUGGGGAACUGUGUCGCGCCGACGAAGUCGCAACAGGACACGCGCGAGGUCAAGGGAAACAAUCAAACUAUCGCUACCGUCGAGGACAAAUCGCUCUUGCAGAAAACCAUCAUCGGCCAGCCAGCGAUGCAGCUCGUCGAGCAGAACGUACCUGUUGUCGAAAAUGCAGAUGGCACGAACGCGAAAAAAUUGUCGAUAAAUAACAAUAACACCGAUUUUAGAGCCGAGACGCAGAGAGAGGGUGCGAAAGGUACGAGCGAGGCUAAAGCGGGACCGAACGCUGGAUCGAAGAUCGAUGCGUUGAGCGCGAAGUUGCAGUUCCAACCGAAAAUGGGUCAAGUCAACAACACUUACUCGAAAAAAGUGCCGAAGGAGAAGCGAGCGAUUCUUCAAGCUACGAGAAGGUUGGACGCGAAGUCGGCGUCGACGGACGCGCCGAAGACGCGAAUGAAUUGCGGGGGCGCAACGGACAAGGUGUCGGUCUCGUGCUCGACGGCAGCAGCUCCCUCGCAAAAGCCGGUCGUGUCGGCGGCGCCUCAGGACAUUCCGGUAACGGUUUCCUCGUCUAAAUCCGGUGGACAGCCGGCUCUGUACGAGACAGGCAGUCAAGGUAUGGGUAUCGAUGUGCAGCAGGCUCUGAAUUUGCUGGAACAGAGGACAAGCUCGCCCGCGUCGCAAACGUCGGCGGACUCGGGCACUCCACGGACGAGUCACGUCACUGACACGACGAAUCAACGGUCGCAGAGCAUGCAGAGCGGCAGUAAGACGACGCCGAGCGAGAGUGUCGCGUCCAGCGUGCCGAACGUCUCUACCUCGACGGUCAGCCAGACGACAUCGACGUUUUCCUACACGGUGCACGAUCUUGUGACCACCUCGGCCGCUUUGAAGGCAACUCUUAAGAGCGCCGGUGGAAGCGACGGCGGCGGCGUCCUCGAGAAAUCAUUGGGCACACCGUCACCCGUAGCUUGUUCCACGUCUGGCAGCCAAAUGCCUUCGUUUGGCGUGCAAACGUCGUCGAUGAGCGUGUACUCCAUACCAACGUCUUUGAAGAAUAACAGCGCGAGUCAAGGUGUAACGACGGUAACGGCCGCAUCAGCGGCAACGUCGAAGCCGACGACGUCGACGUCCACGUCGACCGGCACGUGUCCAGUACCUCCGUGUCCAGACGCGAUUCCGAUAUCCCUGAUGAAGCAGGCGUCGAUGCGCAAGCAGGAGGCGACCGCCAAGGGUACGAAUCUGAACGAGAUCUGCGCGAAGAUCGGCUCGAACACGAGCGGCUCGAAAAUCAACGAUAUAUGUGCGAAGAUAGGAGAGAACUCGAAAGAGAAGAACAGGGUAGAAGUACGCAAAUCCGACGUGCCGGACUUGCUCAAGAUAAGCACGAAGAAGAGUUCCUCGCCCUCGUUCGGCAACUCGGAUACCACCAUGAAACACAUACCGAAUAUUCCGAACGUGCCGGUUUACACGCCGAGCGGCAACGCAAUGACGAUGGAGAGCAAAGGCGCGAAGCUGUCCUUACCUUCGUCGACGUCCACCGGUUCGCUCGCGGUGUCGACGUCGUCGGCGCUGACGACCCACGUGACCCAGAGAAUGUCGGCGCUGAAGAAGCAGAGUCAACCAAUGGGCUACAAGACGUUGCGCGAUCCGCCCAAGUCGUGGAAUCCCACACUGUCUAAGAACAAUUACGUGGCGGUGAAGAAUCAGGCGAGGGAGACGCAAAUCACCAGCUCCGAGGGCACGAGCGAGCAGAUCCCCUCGAAGCCGGCCAAGAUCUUCAAGAUGCGAAACAUGCCGCGGUAUCUCGGCAAUCCGGCCUCGGGGGUCAAGCCGAUGUACGGCGUCGCGAACGACGCGAAAGAGAAGGAGCAGUCGACCACUAACACGAAGAGUGCCACACUCAACAUGAUGAAGAUAGAUCCGAAGACGCUCUCGCCCAUUGUCUCCACGGUGAACUCGCCGAUCGUCUCGCCGCCGCCUUACUCGCCGAACGCUCGGAGUUACCAGAACACCCCGUACUCGCGGGACAUAUGCCGGAACACCGGCUCGCCGAUAUCACCGAGAAAUUCGCCGGUGAACAUGCUGUCGACCAACCCGUUUAUCCCGUCUCCGACGCCCAACACGAAUCCCCGGAUUAUAUACUCUCACUUUCCGCCGCCGUUCCCGGACGCCAGUCGGUUCCCGAAUCCUCUGAUACGAUCGCCCAUCGGUAUCCCGCCCCCCAGUGCCUUUCACAGCAGUCUACCGCCCUCGAUCAACAAGCUGUAUCAACGAUCGAGUUACAUACCGCAGACGACCGGCUACUCGCCGGUGUCCAGCCAACCGCCGGCGGUGCAGAGAAUACCGCCGAGUACUCACUCGUCCUCGCCCAAGUCACCCAAAACGUCAUCGCCGAGCUCGAUCUCGUCCACGUCGUUCAACUUGGGCAAGACCGAGCCGCAGUCGUCGCCGAUUACGUCGACGGUUGACAGCGUCGCGUUGCUCCUGUCGAAGAGCGUGCCGGUGCCGGUGCCGGUGACAGUCCCGAUAUCCUUACCCGUAUCCUCGCAACGAGAGCUCAACGCGUUCAACCUCUCCAAGACUGGCAAUUCAACCCAAGCCGCGACCUGCAGCGUCACCAAUAGCGAUGUUACCGCUGCUACCGUCGGCUCAGCGGCAACUACGAGCGCUAAAGCAACCGAGAACUCGGGGGGACCGAGUACCACCAAUGAGCGAAAGCAUUGCAAGGAAGCGGAGGCGCAGAAGGUGCAGGAGGCCGCGCGAAGUCGGGAGGAAAGUUCCACGGCGAAGCUUCCGGAGGCAAAGUGCGAUGCCGUCGACAACGUCGCGUCGAGCGCAUCGGACAAGAAGGAGAAGACCAAAGUCAACGGUGACGUCACGGCGGAACAAUUUACGAAUAAAAAAUCCAAGGAAGGUAGCGACGAGACGUUAGCGUCAGCGGAAACGGCCGAGCGGGACGAUCAAGCGGAACGAUCCCCGUCGAAAGAACGCAACGGCAUCUCGAAGAGCAACCAAGCUCAGAGCGGCGUCAAGGAUCUGGCGGCAAGCGAAUCCGUGAAGAACGAGGAUCUCGGUAAGACAACUGGCGAGCAAAUACAGGGUAAAAGAACCGAAGCGCAGAAGAACAAGGCGGAGACGUAAUCGGAUUAGUAGUUUCUGGAUGCGAGUCUACUUCGAUUGGUGAGAGCUGCAUUUAACCAUUUGACACAUUUGAGAAUUGCGCUUAUGUCAUCUGCGUCGCGUACCAAGAAAUGAAAAGAAAAUAAUUAAAGUUGAUUGUGUAGAUGGCAAUUUUCAUGAUGCGUGAUGUAUCGUACAAGAAACACACACACAUACACGAGCAAUUAUGGCCAUUGUUGAAGAUAUUCCAUGGCAUGUUAGGACUGUACAUUUUUGUAAAUAACCGCGAAAGAUCUAAUUAUUUUCUAUUAUACAAAUGAGUUAUAUAUUAUAUCAUUGUGUUGAGCACAUUAUUUUAUAAGUGUACGUUGAUGAUUGUGAGGCCGUCUCUAGAUUCCAUGCGCACGUAUAACGCUAAUAUUUACGGUUAAUGAGCCUCCCGUUGUUAUUACGCAUUCGUACAUGCAUAUAUACAUAGGCAUAUGUAUAUAUGGCAUAUCCCACUUUUCCAUUACAAAUCCUUCAGAUCGGAUUCUUGUAUUUACUGAACAAUUGUGCGGUCCCUAAAGUUUUACAUUAUGUUCUAAUAAUACGAUUAGAUGUAAUGACGAUAAAAUCGCGAAAUAAUAUUUUAAUAUAGAAUAUAUAUUCGCGCGCGGCGUAGUUACCGGUUCCCCCGAAAUUCAAUGAAAGAUACGUAACCGAAGAAAAAGAACGAUGAUGCGUUUUAAGUGGGACAGCCUUUAUGCCAUAUCUAUCUUAUUUUUCGUUACACAUAUAUUGCCGUACAUAAAUUUUCCAUGGGAUGUGAAUACAAGUUGCAGAAGCAGUGAUCUCGAAAGAAAAAAAAACCAAUUUUAUUUUAAUUAUUAUAAUUACAAUUAUAUAUUUGAAACGAAGUUAUAUAUUUAAAUUGAUCGUAUCAUUUUGUCGCAUAUACACUGCAUAUGCUGCUUGCUGUUGAUUUGUUAAUAUCAUAGUGUAUAACACGUUAUAUCAUCUUAAUAACAUACAAUAUGCAUUCUUGCAUAUUAAAUAGAUGCAAGUUAUCCGUUAGCAUUAAAUAACUGAACCGUAGAGAGAGAGAGAGAGAGUCAUGGAUCUUUUUUUUACAAAUAACAGUUUUUGGAAAGACGCGAUUGUAAAAUGCCCGCACAGAUACUUGUGCCGGAGAAUUGAAAUGCUCAGAGAAGGGAAAUGAGCACACAUAUGUGUACGGAAAAAAAUGUUAGGUAUAGGUGAAUUAAUUAAAUUAAUAUAAAUGUUAUCUAAACCUAAACUAUACAUUUUUAUAUCACACAAGAUAGAUAUGAAAUUUAUAUAGUCUGCAGCAUUGAAUAUUUUUGAAUAACCCUUUAUUGUAUUAAAAGGAAUUUUAUCGAGUUGUAUUAUAUAGCGCAGAAACAUUAUCAAGAAACAAUUCUAUCUUAUAAAUUUCAAAAUAUUUUCACCUUUAAUUCAUCUUUGAAUGACGUAUUCUUCUGUAGAGCACGUACAUUUUUCAUAUGGGGCCAUCUGUGUUAAAAAAAUAUAUGAAUGUAAGAUUCUCGGUUCUUACAUUUCAAAUGUAUGAAUUAGUAUGUUAAUUAAUAUCCUGUAAUGAGUAAUAAUUUUGAGAAAACCGAAAUCUCGUAUAGAGUCUAUUUAAAGGGCGAUGUUAAAGUGAUAAAAGUAUGUGGCGCGAAUGUGCAAUUUACUAGACUACGUAUCACUUUUAACGGAAGUUAUUAUUAACUUUAUUUCGAGCGAGUUCUUGUCGACUUUAGAUCUUACUUUUGGACCAAAAUUUAAUGUGGAAAUGAAAGUUUGAGAGGGUGAUUUUGAAAAUAUUCGAAGACUGCUAAUGGUAGUGAAAUGUCCGAGGCCUUAUCGUAUCGUAUAUCGAGAUAUGGAAUAAUAAAAAAUUAUUAAAUAUGUGCGUGUGUGUAUAUAUAUAUGUGUAUGUAUGUAUACACACACACAUAUAUGUUAAUUAUGUCACAAAGAAUAUUGGUUAACGAUUAAAUACUGUGAUCGUUACGUUAUUUCGUCUUACAUGGAAAAAGAUACUUUAACGAAACGAAAUUGUGCUCACACACUCGUAGUCGUAAAUUGUAUUCUCCUUCUCUCCCCUCCCGUUCACAGUUCCCCCUCAUUCCCAUUCUUUUUCUAUCUUACUCUUUUACUCUUGUACUCGUGGUUCUCGAGUACCUUUCCAUUUUCUAUCUCCACUCUAGAUAUUCAUCUAAUCCACCUAGCUUUAUUCCUCGUCACGUACGUGUGCGCUUUGUUGCCGUUUAUAUGAUUGCGAAUAUUGAUGAUGAGAGAGUAAAAAACUGGUAAUUGGGGAAAAAUAUGAAUAAAAGGAAAUGACAAA
Molecule: messenger RNA, 7525 nt
Organism: Ooceraea biroi (clonal raider ant)
Lineage: Eukaryota; Metazoa; Arthropoda; Insecta; Hymenoptera; Formicidae
Product: mucin-17
Biological process (GO): negative regulation of transcription by RNA polymerase II
Cellular component (GO): PRC1 complex
Molecular function (GO): promoter-specific chromatin binding
Source: RefSeq, a predicted model, not a curated record